This is a messenger RNA of Symbiodinium natans, 759 nucleotides long. The record is from the annotation of a GenBank genome assembly. Lineage: Eukaryota; Dinophyceae; Suessiales; Symbiodiniaceae.
AUGUGGUCGCCCGAAACGUCUAUGACGCCUUUUUCAUUGGAGGAGGGGGCGACCACGAUUAUGCUUCGAUCCUUGCCCGCCUCAACAACACUUCGCAGCCUCCUCCAGAUCCUGCAGCCCUUGGGCAGAGGUGUCUAUGAUUUUGCCUACCUACCCAGGUGUACCCGGCAGCGACAUCGCAUCGUGGAGCUCGCUUUUCUCAACUUUGUGGAUCCGAACGUUGCUCAAGCGGCUGUUCGGUUUCUACACAAUUUCUCGCUAUCCGAAGCGUCUUGGGCGCGUACCAGGCUCAAUCAAGCAAGACUGCAAGGCCUGCCAAACAACUUGGCCUACUAUUACUUGCGGUUCGGCCCAGACGCUGCGCAAGAAGGGCCGGAUGCCCCCGCAGUCUUUGCAGCGGGAGUCCGCGUGCCGCUCAGGUGGGCCUUGGCACAACUGGUGUCCGCGCAGGCACUCGAAGCCGCGCAGCGGCUUCUGGAUUCCGAGCGUACGGGCAGAGUGGAAGCCAACAUCGAGAUGCUCGAGAUGGGAGGGCAGGAAGGGCAGGGAGGGCAGGGAGGGCCGCCAGGGCCUGAAGCGCCCUCGACGCAGAGCUGGUGGAGCAGCGCGGCGGCUGCAAGAUGGCGGUGGACUCUGCCAUCCAUAACCACUCCAGACAUGUAUUUUGUGGAGCAUUGGGUGGUGGAGGACACCGAGCACCUACUCAGGCUCGUUCAUGAACAUGAACGCCGCCAUGGUCUCGUCAUUUUCUUAUUAUGA